CAGCAUUCCGUGACAGGUCAUUAUGGCUCUGGAUAAUCGCAUUUCAUUGCCUCAUCUUACCCAUGUAGUUCGUAAAUUUAAAUUUAUUAAACUGUUUGACUAAAAAACCCUUCGUUUUUUAAAUCUAUUUUCUGUCCAUGCGAAAUUAUUGAUUGGAAAAACCAUGAGAUUUCGUAAUGAACUGAAAUGACUCUUUUAUUUUGUCUAAGCCUUCUGUUCUUGGCAAUUAUCUACAUUUUUAAAAAGAAAAGCAAAUAAGCACACCACUGAUAUAUCAUUGAUAUUCCCCUUUAGUUUUUGUGACCUGUUGAGUCUUACAUAUACAUGAAAAGCAAACUGAGGAUUUUUAUGUAUCUUCAAAUAAACGAGUUGUCGCCGCUCGUUCGACGGAAUUUCGGGGGUUUGAACGACUGACAUAUCUACCUACCACUGCUGUUUGCAUUGGUUUAAAUAUUGUGAGGAUAGUCACAAUUUCUUCGAACAAACAAGAGUUUUGUCAAGAACCGUGACGUAUUGUAUUUUGACCUCGUUCGGAAAUUCAAUUAGGUCAUCUUUUACCUGUGCAAAACCGCCCGAAAAAGCUCUUUCAAAACACAACUUCGUUUGAAUGUUAAGGAAGAAAUCGUUUGCGGUGUAUUGUGAUGAUAUUUAAGUGUGCUUAUUUUGAAAAAUACGUUGAUUUCUGAAGGAAAAAAACGACGCAAGUCUAUUUGACUUCGUGUUCGAUUUUUAGCCUCUCAGGUUGUUAUAAUAAUAAAACAUGUCACGUGACGCGUGUUUGGCCGCUUCUGAUUGGCUAAUUGCAGACAAGCUUGAAUGCAUCUCCCCCUGAGAGUAACUUGGGUUUUAGCAGAAACACAAAGCAGUUGUUUCUUUUGAGCUUCGAAUGAUUUCCAAAGUGAAUCUAAUGGCCUCCUUGGAAGAAGCGAAUAUUGAUGGGCAAAAUGAAAACAAGAAUAGCCGACUGCUACAGCCGGAACACGAGUCUGUCGAGAUGUCACCAAACAGACCAAACAAGAACAUGCUGGGAACAAAUUAUGGCUAUGCAAGGGAGAUACGACCAAAACAGAUUAUGGUUGAUCCAAAUCUUAACACACCACCAAUGAAAAAAAUCAAAACAGAACCAACUAUAUCUAAUGGACAAAAUGGUUACCCUGUGGCAUCAAUACACCACAACCCAGCUAUGUCAUCAGCACCAUCACAAACGGCGAACAUACACAAUAACAUGUCACCAAACAAUCCACUAAGUAAACUUCAUGAGCUUAACAAAAAUAUAACUCCCACAUCGUUUAAAACAAGCAGUCCACAAUCAAGCUCAUUUGCAUCCAUUGUUCAUUCCAAUAAUCCCACAACAUCACCCACCAGUACAUCCACACACCCUAAACCUCCAAGUACAUUCCAGUUCACCAUCAAAACCUGGUAGACCAAACAGUACCAUGUAUCAAAAUAUCGCUCCUAAAAAACAACCUUUUGAUGUGAAUACGAUGAAUGCAAUGAAUGCAAUGGCGAAUCGUGAGCUGAUGGGUGGAAAGGUGCGCCAGGUUAGCAAUGUACCCACUGCAAAAGGAAAUGCUGAUGUAAAACCGAAUGGUUUGGGUGAGGGAGAACAAGCUCAUAGUGAUCAUGCUCUUUCUGCGUUGGACUGGAAAGAUGGUUAUGCUGAUUUGCCAGGUAGUAAACUGAAAUUCAAAAUGACUGAAUUUGGUUUGGAGAUCAUCAGCACGGUUGAAACAGAGGAUGGAAAGCCAGUUGAGUUCAGUACAUCAACAUCUGAUAAAAACCUAAAGAAAGAACCAUCACCUAAUCAACCAAAUGGUGAAAAGAAUCCAGAAGAUGAAGAAAACUCGUCGAAGAAGCUUCUGGAGGGUCCCCCAGACUCCGACGAGUUUUGCUGUUGUGAAAUCUGCGGCAAAUAUGGCUUACGUUCAGAGUUCGGUGCGUCUGGUCGCUUCUGUGGUCUGACCUGCGUUGGUGUGUACACAGGACGCAGAAACAAGGGUCGCGAAGCUGCCAGAACCGGGAAGGCUCUCGAUGGCAAGGUUAUCAAAAGAAAGAAGAGAAAAGGCAGAAAACUGACCAUCGUUAAACAAUCUUCGAUGAAUGGGAAGAUGAAAGUUGUUACAAAUGGUGGAACAGAGACGACGGGAACUGCUAAAACUAAGGGAAAACUGGAGUAUUUCAACGCUACCAUGGAUUCCUCGAACCCUCCAAAACCUUUCAACUGGGCAGAAUACUUGGAGAAAACGAGUUCACAAGCUGCUGAUAUUAGCUGCUUUGCGCAGGAAAAUCCUGGCAAGGAAUUGUUUAUUGGGCCCGCGAAUGAAUUUCAAAAAGAUAUGAAGCUCGAAGCAAUAGAUCCCAAGCAUCCUUCUUAUUUCUGUGUUGUGACUGUGGCGGAAGUCAAAGGUGCUCGCCUGAGAAUGCAUUUUGAUGGCUGGUCGGAAAGUUAUGAUUUCUGGGCGAACGCUGAUUCGGAGUUCAUUUUUCCUGUUAACUGGUGCUCGAAGAAUAACCAGAUUCUGCAUCCACCUCGAAGCAUGACGGCCAGUAACUUCUCCUGGGAAAAGUAUCUCAAAGACACGAAUGCAAUCGCAGCGCCUGAUCAUUUAUUCAAACCGCCAUCUCCAACGCGACAUGGCUUCAAAGAAAAUAUGAAGCUCGAGGCGAUAGAUCGCAAGAACCCUGAUUUGAUAUGCGUUGCUACGGUGACGAACGUGCUUGGAAAUCGUUUCCUUGUUCAUUUUGAUGAGUGGGAUGACACUUAUGAUUAUUGGUGCAACGAUGAUUGUCCGUAUAUCCACCCUGUGGGCUGGUGUAACUCGCAAGGAAGACGACUAACACCACCGAAUGACGAUGAAGUCGACACAUUUGUUUGGUCUCAGUAUCUUCGAGCUACGGGCUGCAAAGCUGCAUCAGCUGAUCUUUUCAAACACCGUGCGCCGACCUCAUUUAAAGUCGGUCACAAACUCGAAGUCGUCGAUAAACGUAAUCCAUCGUUGAUCCGUGUCGGCACAAUUUCCGCUAUCGAUGGUCUUAAAGUGAAGAUAACGUUUGACGGUUGGGAUAAGAUUUACGAUGAUUGGUUCGAUUCUGAUUCCAGUGAUCUUCACCCGCAAGGAUGGUGUGAAAAGAGCAACUAUCCUUUGGAAGCACCGAUAACCAGUGCAGACAAGCUGAACACAGUGGCGUGUCCAACGCCUGGUUGUCGAGGUAUCGGGCAUGUCAAAGGUGCAAAGUACACGACCCAUCACAGUCAGUUUGGCUGUCCAUAUUCCCUCCAGAACCUCAGCAAGGAAUCGUGUCUUGUUGAUCGUCUGGCUGCAAAUUCUAUGGCUGAAGAUUCAGAUUGGUCUUACGAACGACGCAAGAACUCGUUCGGGAAGCAAAGCAAAGUGAAAGCUCAUCAUAACAGCAACAAUACUACAACGACAGAAAACAAACCUCCGUCACCAGGCUAUGCCGCUGGUCUGGGAGUAUGUCCAACUCCAGGCUGCAACGGCAAUGGUCACGUUACAGGAAGAUUCAGCACACACCACAGUGCAUCUGGGUGUCCUUUGAAUGAAGUAAAUCGCGAGAAGAUGUACAAACCCAUUCUCCCCAAAUCCCAUCCGAGCUAUCAGAAGACAUUCAUGAAAGGUCACAAAUCGUCCAGACCCAGCAUCAUCACAACACGAAGCACCAAUAAACCAGAAAUGCCCUCGUACAAAACCAGAAGCAAACACGACCAGGGAAUUCAAGUCGAAAAUGGGUCGAGAAUGAAGCCCUUCGUGAAUAAUUCAGGAGGUAGUGGUGGUCCACCAUCGUCUUCAAAGAACUUGCUAUCGUUUAGUUUGUAUAACAAUGUUUAUAAUAGUGGCAUUAGUCCACAUAUCAACCACGGCGCUCGCUCGAGCGAAAGAAACAUCGUACUGGGCUGGACUUGCGAACAAGUGGCUGAGCAUAUCAGGUCGAUUGGCUGCGUAAAUCAAGCCCAAGUCUUUAUUGAUCAGCAAAUUGAUGGCGAGGCGUUCCUCUUACUUCAGCAAGCAGACAUUGUUAAUAUACUGAAAAUCAAACUUGGACCUGCUGUCAAAAUUUACAGCAGUAUUCUGAAGUUUCUAUAACCACUAACGAUGACCUAUCAAAUCCAUCAGCAUAUGUGGAAGAACGAACUUUGAAAUAUCGGUUUAGAAAAAGUUUCGGGAGCAGUGAAAUAAUCAUAAGUCAAUAAUCUGUUUAGGUGACUGCUCUUUUUUCCCAAUUGAACAGAGACUAGCGUUUUAGAAUGGAUUAUUCAGAUUGCGUAAGCUGAGUAAUUUUUAAACACUAUUUACUAUUUUGAAAAGGACGGUUUUGCUCCAGUAUAUUUAAAACAAGCAUGCUGACAUCCUCUAAGUUUCGAGUGCUUUUUGACAUUUCUUUUGAAAUUCUUUUAUCUUUGGGUGCCAGAUUGUGUGCUAUACUUUCCAAGAAAUCAUUUUGGCACAUGUUGCAAUUGUUUUUGUGACUUCAGCAUUGUAUAUAGCGCGAUUAUUGUAUUAAUUGUAGGGGGAAUAUUGUGUAAUGUAGUGUAGUUAGAAAUUGAUAUUCAAUGUGAUUUAUAUGCCAAUAAUAAUCGUCAACACUGAAUUAUUUUAUUCUCAUUUUGGAUCGUGUUCUUGCAUCCCUGGUAUCAAGUCGAUGAAGCAAUAUCUUCUGUGAAAGUUGUGUAAAAAAUAGGUACGUUGAGCGUGCACGUGAAAUCAGCGUUUACAUUUAUUCAGUGUCUUCUUUCUUCCAAGAACCAGUCCAAUUUGGGUUUUUGUGUACUCAUAUUCAGUAACAUUUAAU
This is a messenger RNA of Dendronephthya gigantea, 4809 nucleotides long. RefSeq names its product lethal(3)malignant brain tumor-like protein 1. Gene Ontology annotation, biological process: regulation of DNA-templated transcription. The transcript is spliced from 19 exons. Gene Ontology annotation, molecular function: protein binding; zinc ion binding. The record is from RefSeq and is a predicted model, not a curated record. Bases 1437 to 4103 code for a protein of 888 amino acids. Gene Ontology annotation, cellular component: nucleus. NCBI's taxonomy places the organism in Eukaryota, Metazoa, Cnidaria, Anthozoa, Malacalcyonacea, Nephtheidae.